AUGUCUUUCAGACUGCAGAGCGAUCUUCUCUGUCCCAUCUGCCAUGAUGUUUUUCAGGAGCCAGUCAUCCUGGGCUGCAGCCACAGCUUCUGUCAACGCUGCCUGGAGCUUCACUGGAAACAGAGAGACGACAGACUCUGUCCGCUUUGUCAAAGAAGACACUCCAAGGACAGACUUCCUCCCAAUUUGUUGGUGAAGAUCCUGAGUGACAAGGUCCGGAGGGCCAGAGGGAAGAGUUGGGCGCCACGGACCAUCUGCAGUCUGCACUCCAAGACCUUCAAACUCUUCUGUCUGGACCAGCAGCAGCUGGCGUGUGUGGUCUGCCGGGACUCGGAGCAGCACACCCACCACAGCUUCAGACCCGUGGACGAGGCGGCGGUGGACCAGCGGGACGCCCUGCAGACCGCGCUGAAGCCCCUCAGGAGGAGGCUGGCGGAUGUCCAGCUGGCCGGGCAGAAGCUCCAGAGGACGGCAGAAGACUUGGAGGUUCAGGCCCGAAACACCGAGAGGCGGAUGAAGGAGACUUAUGAGAAGCUUCGUCGUUUUCUCGCCGAGGACGAGAAGGAAAGGAUGGCCGCGCUGAGGGAGGAGGAGGAGCAGAAGAGCAGGAUGAUGGAGGAGAUGAUGGAGACUCUGAGUAGACAAAUCCAGACUCUCUCAGACGUGAUCAGAGCCACAGAGGAGGAGCUGAGAGAUGACGAUCUCCCCUUUCUCCUCAACUCCAAGGCGGCAGUGGAAAGAGUUCAGCAAUGCUCCAUGACGGGUGAACCACAGCUGCCUUCAGGGACGCACAUCGAUGUGACCAAACAUCUGGGAAACCUCAAGUACAACAUCUGGAACAGGAUGAAAGACCUGGUGUCCUACACUCCCCUCAUCCUGGACCCCAACACGGCGGAUCCCGACACGGUCCUGUCAGAAGAUCUGAGCAGUCUGGUCCCGGGAGACGGAAAAACCCAGGAGACCCCAGAAAAGAUCGAGUUCUCCUCCGUCCUCGCUUCUCAGGGUUUCAGCUCGGGAACUCACAGCUGGGACGUGGAGGUUGGAGACAGCCCGGAAUGGAAGCUGGGCGUGUUGGCGGAGUCCGUCCGGAACAGAACUUACCAGCUAUCCGGACUGUGGCUCAUCGACCGCCAUCACGGCGGAUACAGAGCGAUGACCCCGUCACACUCCUACACUCCUUUCUCCGUCAGGACCAAGCCUCGGAGGGUCAGGGUCACCUUGGACUGGAAGACAGACCAGCUGACCUUCUUUGAUUUGGACACUGAGACACACAUCUACACCUUCAACAACAAGUUCACAGAGAAGAUGUUCCCGUACAUCUCCACCGCCAAACAUCUCCCACUGAGAGUUUUACCGAGGGAGAUCCGAGUGAGUGUCGACCCCCACACAUCAAACGUGUCGUGAAAAAUUCUUAUAAAUACAUUUAAGACCAGAUGAGACCGCAAGACCACUGG
Molecule: messenger RNA, 1454 nt
Organism: Salarias fasciatus (jewelled blenny)
Lineage: Eukaryota; Metazoa; Chordata; Actinopteri; Blenniiformes; Blenniidae
Product: tripartite motif-containing protein 35-like
Exons: 1
Coding region: 1-1404 (467 amino acids)
Molecular function (GO): protein binding; zinc ion binding
Source: RefSeq, a predicted model, not a curated record